Molecule: messenger RNA, 970 nt
Organism: Bemisia tabaci
Lineage: Eukaryota; Metazoa; Arthropoda; Insecta; Hemiptera; Aleyrodidae
Cellular component (GO): extracellular matrix
Source: RefSeq, a predicted model, not a curated record
CAUCGUCCGAUUCCUCCUUUUUUUUCCUCACCUCGGCCGGCGCCUCGUCCGAGCGCCGUUUCAUAUAAAAGCUCGCCCUGAUCUGAUUCCCAUUACAUUCGAUACCAUUCGUCAAGUCAGUACAAUGGCAUUCAAGGUUAUCAUCUUCGCUGCUUGCUUGGCUGCCGCCAAUGCCGGUGUCAUCGCACCAGCAUACAGCGCGUACGCCGCCCCCGCCUACGCAGCCCCCUACGCCGCUCCGGCUUACUCCGCCUACGCUGCCGCCCCUGUGGUAGCUAAGGUAGCCGCCCCAGUUGCCUACUCCUCAUACGCCGCUCCCGCCUACGCUGCCCCCGCCUACUCCACCUACGCCGCCCACGCUCCCGUCGUCGCUAAGGUCGCUGCCCCGGUCGCCUACGCCGCCCCCGCUUACUCCGCCUACGCUGCCCCCGCCUACGCCCACGCCCCCGUGGUCGCCAAGGUCGCCGCCCCGGUAGCCUACGCCGCCCCCGCCUACUCCACCUACGCCGCCGCCGCCCCCGUGGUCGCCAAGGUCGCCGCCCCAGUCUACGCAAAGGCCGCCGUCGUCGACGAAUACGACGCCAACCCCCAAUACAGCUUCGCCUACGACGUCAACGACUCUCUGACCGGUGACUCCAAGUCCCAGCACGAGACCCGAUCUGGCGAUGUUGUCCAGGGUAGCUACAGUUUGACCGAGCCCGACGGCAGCAGAAGGACCGUCGACUACACCGCCGACCCGCACAACGGUUUCAACGCCGUCGUCCACAAGGACACGCCCGCCGUCCACGCCGCCCCCGCCGUCGUAGCCGCCAAGGUCGCCCCCGUCGCCUAUGCCGCCCCCCACUACUGAUAACCUUGGAGUUCGGGCCACCCCUGAACUUGAAACGAAUCUGGUCAAAUCAUCUCUCAUUGUGUAAAUUAUUAUUAAUUUAUUCACUGCCAUUUCAUCGAAUAAAAGUUACCAAACCGA